CUUCUCCUGCUCCGGAAGUGGCGGAGCUAAUGGGAGAUGCCCGCGGGCGGCGUAGGUGGUGCUGCGCCGCGGGAGCUCCUUCGACAUGGGCAAGAAGGAGCGAGAUAAGAAGAAAUCAAAGAAACGCCACUAUGAGGAGGAAGAGGAAGAAGAAUAUGACCUUACAGGCAAAGAAUCCCAAGAAGCAGUUCCAUCAGCUGCAGGGAAGCAAGUGGAAGAUUCGGGGACCAAAGUCGAUGAAUAUGGUGCAAAAGACUACAGGAACCAGAUGCUGCUCAAAGCUGACCAUUCCUCACGCCCGUUGUGGGUGGCUCCUGAUGGCCAUGUUUUCUUAGAAGCCUUUUCGCCUGUGUACAAGUAUGCCCAGGACUUUCUUGUUGCCAUUGCUGAGCCAGUUUGCCGGCCUACCCAUGUCCAUGAAUAUAAACUGACUGCUUACUCCCUCUAUGCUGCUGUCAGUGUGGGUUUGCAAACUAGUGAUAUCACUGAAUAUCUACAAAAGCUGAGUAAGACUGGGGUGCCAGAUGGGAUCAUUCAGUUUAUUAAGCUAUGUACUGUUAGUUAUGGAAAGGUGAAGCUGGUCCUGAAGCAUAACAGGUAUUUUGUAGAAAGCACCCAUCCUGAAGUCAUUCAACAACUUCUUCAGGACCAAGUUAUUAGGGAGUGUCGCCUGAGAAAUGCAGAGGGGGAAGAAACUGAGCUCAUAACAGAAACGUUCAAGAGCAAAUCAGCAAUUUUGAAGUCUGGUGAAAACAGCAGCUGUCCUUCAACUUCACAAGGGGCAGAUGCUCAGAAUAAACCAGAUGUUCCUGCUGACUUAUUUGAAUUUUAUGAGCAAAUGGACAAAGAUGAAGAAGAGGAAGAGGAAACUCAAACAGUAUCUUUUGAAGUGAAGCAGGUAAAUGCAUGAAUUUACUGAUACCUCACUAUCCUAAUCAAAGCAUAUGGAAUAUGAGCUAUUUAUAAAAUAAUAAAACAUUUUUGAUGGGAUGAGAUGUUAGACAAUUUAAAUAUUUUUUCCUUAAGUACUUUUGUGUCUCUAGGCUUAGUCCUCCUUUAAAUUUUAACUUCAGGCUACAGCUAAAACCUGUCUUAGUAGUGUUGUAUAAUCAUAGCAUAUGUCUAUUAAUCAAAAAGACUCUAGUUUCUGUGGUGAUGUGAAAAUUGAAGGCAGCAGAUUUAUGGAAUGGAGUGAAAGUAUGUUUAUAGUGUAUAACUCAGUUUAACAAAGUAAAGUAUAUUUAGUUAUUCCUGUGGUUUUUAUGCUGAUCUGGCUGACUCUAAGCAGCUCACAAAAGAUAGUAUGGCUGGCUUCCGGGUGAGGUUCCAUGGUGAACCAGACAUCCCUGAAGGAGCAGGAAUGGCAUUGCAGUGGAGAUCAGUGGCCAGACAGUGAAUUCUGUGAGAGAUCACGAGAUCACCUACCUGUACU
Molecule: messenger RNA, 1432 nt
Organism: Python bivittatus (Burmese python)
Lineage: Eukaryota; Metazoa; Chordata; Lepidosauria; Squamata; Pythonidae
Source: RefSeq, a predicted model, not a curated record